Messenger RNA from Coffea arabica (coffee), 773 nucleotides. RefSeq lists its product as uncharacterized. The record is from RefSeq and is a predicted model, not a curated record. Lineage: Eukaryota; Viridiplantae; Streptophyta; Magnoliopsida; Gentianales; Rubiaceae.
AAACGGUGCACCAGUGAGUCGUGAAUACUCGUGAUUGUGCGCCAGGAUAAGAAAGCAAACGUUCGUCUUUGGAGAUAGGAGGAUAUUUGAUUUUGGGUUUUUUAUUUAACCGAUCUGACCCGACCGAAUCUCUUUUUAGGACCGAAUUUUACAAUAGACUAGUGAUAACGGGGUCAAAUGCGAAAUCAAGUAGUAGUAAUUGGGGUUUAGGGUUUUAGGUACGAAUGGAAUCCAAGAAAUUCGAAGCUAAGCUGCUUCUAAAGGAUAAACGGUUCUGGUUCGCCUCUGCCCUUAUUGUUUGGGCCGCUGCUCUCCAGGGACAUAUGAUGUGGUUACAGAGGCAAGAUUCUUUCAAGCAGAAGUUUGGAAAUGUAGAGCAGGACAAAGAUCAAAGCAGGAAUUAGCUGAAAAUCAUCACUAGUUGAAUCAUUUGCUCAAAUUACUGUCUUUGUUACUUGUGAGCUCAAAUGUGAUGCUUUUUUAUGUCCCUAGAUGCUCAUAUUCAAGUUAAUAAUAGUGAAAAUAUUCUAAGAAUUGUGCAUUGACCGAGCCCUGUUACUUAUUAUGAUUUAUUACGAGUAAGUUUCUGUUUAGUUCUAGCUUAUGCUUUGCCUGGUUGUAAGGUGGAUGUGAUGAUUAUAUUGUUUAUCUUAGGUGUGCUGUUAAUUCAUGGUUUGUAAAAUGCUAAUUCUCGAGUCAAGAAGUUUGGUCUUGAGUUUUCCAGAAAAUAUUGAUUGAGGGUCUCUUUUGGGCAUCUAUGCUCUGCGUGAAAA